Messenger RNA from Auanema sp. JU1783, 885 nucleotides. The record is from the annotation of a GenBank genome assembly. NCBI's taxonomy places the organism in Eukaryota, Metazoa, Nematoda, Chromadorea, Rhabditida, Rhabditidae.
AUGAGUGUUUUAACCGAGACGGCAGCCGUUUCAAUGGAAAUCACUGAGCUACCAAGACAUGAAUCGUCUGCUGGGCCUGAGCCUGUCCAUUCUCUACUGCGGCAUGUUUAUUCCUGUUUGCUUGCAUUUUUCUACAUUUUGAACUUAACUGUGUUUAUUGUUUGUCUAUGGAUAGUUCUCAUGGAUGGACAGAGUUAUUUACUUGAUGUCACGAUGUCUUCAGAAAAAAAACCACCGAUGAAAUGGGUUGUAUGGCUUGGAAUAGGGAGUGGAGCUAUUUCAAUGCUUGUUUGCUCUUUUGGAAUCCUCGGCUUGUAUGGUAAAGUCAGAUAUGUUCUAAGUGUGUUUAUCUUUGGUCUCGCAAUUGUUAGUUUCAUGCAAGUGGCAAUGGGUUUGACUGCUCGAGAAUUCAGGAUGAAUUACAAUGAAACAACGUUGAGUAAUUUCACAUAUGACUUGGCACGCCGUCGAUAUGGAGUUGAUAGAUCGGCCAAAAUGUUAAUGGAUAAAAUUCAAUACUAUAACGACUGCUGUGGCGCUGAACAACCUGAAGACUAUUACUUCACUGAAUGGUUCAUGAAACAUCGAGAUACAGACGAAAAAGCCUUUGUACCUCUCACAUGUUGUAAAAUGAAAGAAGAAUCAACUUUUUCUGACAUUAAACCGUUGAUUGCGACUUGCACCAAAGUUAUGUACACAGCACAUAUAUUCCAGUACUUGGUGAAAAGAGAAGGUUGUUCGAAAAUCUUUAGUCAAAAAGCACUGCAGUAUCCAAUUUAUUUCGAGUUUCUAGGAUUGUCUAUGGCUUGCUAUACAGUUUUAGUUCUACUAUUCGUUCUUUUGAUGAUCGACAAAGAACUAUACUACAGUUCUCUCUUAUCUUAA